AUGCCUUCAUCCGUGGUCGGCCUUCAGCUUUCCUUUUCUGUCUCUCUUCUUCGCCCCCUGAUCCUCUGCAUGUUGGCCCCGGUGGUUGCGGGAAUAGAGACAGAUCCCAGCAAACGAUCUACACCAGAUCAGCCUUCGCUGGACAAGGCGCUGUUGGGAAUCCAGAUCGGUAGCAUCGCAGGGGCUUACUUGGUCUUCGUUGCAGUCCUUCUUGGGCUUUUGCUGCUCGUUGGGCGCAGACUUCGUCGAACCGUCCAGUCGUCCAACUAUUCUCUUCAAAUGCAUCUUCUACAGCCAGUGAAGCAGAACCUCAAUCUAGAUCCCGACCCCAGAUUCCCCAUGUCGCACCAUCCCCCCGGUCAGGCCGCUGCCGGUGCGCAGCAAGCUUCAUGGGGCAAUUUUCCCAGCGCAAAUCGGCCCUCGCAAAACUCGUCCACCCAUGGCAGUGUAGUCACCAUUGAUGAGUCCGUUGUGGCAUCAGAUCGUCAGAGGGCACAAGAUCAGAUGGCGAUGCUGUAUGCUGCCGUGUUGGAACACGAUGCACAAAAGUCGAUCAGGGACUCCGACUCACCGGCACACUCUCCGGACAGCCAGUAUACGAAUCCUUUUACAGAUCGGCAUGCAUCCCAGCAACCUCUGGGGGAUUCGUAUCGAGAGCCGCUCAAAUCUCCCAAACCGAGUGGUUCCCGUCUGACCAAGCUCUUCAGCUCCAAGUCUAGCUCGCAGCCCGACGGGGGUAAACUACGAUCCCCACGGUUUCCCUUGCGAAAACUGGGCAUCUCCUCACCGCUCGCAUCGCCAGACAUGCAUGUCUCUCAUUCAUAUGGACUUGAUCAAGUGCCUCUGUCGCCGAGACUAUACACCCCCGGUCCGCCUCCAGCGGCGCCUCGUGCAGCGCCUCCCGUCGCACAUAUUAUGCCACCACCGAACCGGACACGAGCGGCGCCGGCGCCUCUCAAUCUGAGUACGCCAACUUCCCAAACGCCCUCCAGUCUGCCCUUCCGUGAAGCAUACCCGUUGCAGAGCGCACCGCCCACCAAGACGACCAUCUUGGAACGUCCAACCAAGACUCGGAAUGGCCCGAUGACCGGCAUGCCCACUCCGUACAGUGCUUACAUGCCGUACACCCCGGUGACGCCCUUUACGCCCGGGCGGAUGGUCACUCGACGAGAGCGUCGCCGGGAGGAGCGUGAGAACGGACUCCGAGUGUUAAAUGAAGAUGAUCUGGUCAAGGAUGAUCAAGAUGUCUGGGGGUGA
Penicillium diatomitis is the source of this 1257-nucleotide messenger RNA. RefSeq lists its product as uncharacterized. Lineage: Eukaryota; Fungi; Ascomycota; Eurotiomycetes; Eurotiales; Aspergillaceae. The coding region runs from base 1 to 1257 and encodes 418 amino acids. The transcript has a single exon. The record is from RefSeq and is a predicted model, not a curated record.